This is a messenger RNA of Acanthoscelides obtectus, 207 nucleotides long. Lineage: Eukaryota; Metazoa; Arthropoda; Insecta; Coleoptera; Chrysomelidae. The record is from the annotation of a GenBank genome assembly.
AUGGAACCUAAGGUUAGGGCUGAACUUACCGAUGCAGCAUACAGGGGGUACCAAUAUUUCUAUCCUGGUUCCGUGAAAGCUUGCGCUAGUAUCACCGCUAUAGGAUUCUAUACCCUUAUGAAAACCCAUAAUAACGUCCUCCAAUUACCUUAUAGUAGCAUACGUAACGCUAGAAGAUCUCUAGAAAAGUCGCUCAGUUCUAAAUAA